Molecule: messenger RNA, 2178 nt
Organism: Eremothecium sinecaudum
Lineage: Eukaryota; Fungi; Ascomycota; Saccharomycetes; Saccharomycetales; Saccharomycetaceae
Product: HDL293Cp
Exons: 1
Coding region: 1-2178 (725 amino acids)
Cellular component (GO): nucleus
Molecular function (GO): protein binding
Source: RefSeq, a predicted model, not a curated record
AUGGCUGAAAAUAAGAAGUUGCUAAAUGCAUAUAUUUACGAUUUUCUUUUGAAAUCAUCACUAGACGAGACUGCCCAGCUUUUCAAGCAAGAGGCUGAUCUUCCAGAUACUAAGCCCGAGAUGGAUGCACCUCAAGGAUUUUUGUAUGAGUGGUGGCAGAUUUUUUGGGAUAUCUUUAACGCCAGGACUCACAGAGGUGGCUCUAAUUUGGCUGAAAAGUACUUCCAGAUGCAGUUGUAUAAACAACGCCAAGAAAAUUCGUAUCGUGGAAUGGCUAUGCGUGCAGCUGUGCAGUCUCAGCAGGCCGAGCAACAUGGUGAGUUUGACCAGGAGGGAUUCGAUCCUAUGACGUUUUCAAUGAUGAUGGCGGACACGCAGAAUACGAUGAUGCAAGGGAUGGGUAAUAAUGCCCAGGUUCCCACAGGGAUGGUUAGUGGAGGUGCUUCGUUUUCUAAUGCUGGUGCUGUACCUCAUUCUAUGCAGCAGCAGCAGCCAAAUCUGGUGGCGCAACCCGCAACCGGACCUAUAGAUACGAUGGGCCAGCAGCAGCCGAUGGGGCCGGUGCCACAGAAUGCGAGAAUCCCGACACCAUACUAUGAUCAGCGAACUUCUCCGCCUCAUAAGAUGAUGGCAGCGGCGAUGGCGCCUAUGGUUGGUGGAAUGAUGUCUAACCCUGACCAGCAGUUGGAUGCGCAAUCUCCGUUGCUGCGACAAUCUCAACAGCAGACUCCGAACUCUAACCUCUCACCUCCUGCACCUUUGAAUGCUCCUCAGCAGAUCCAUGGCGGGCCCAUGUUCCAAAAUCAACCUCCGAUAUAUCCGUAUAAUGUUGCUGGGAACAUAUACCCCAUGCAACAGAAUUCCAUGGCGCAGCAGUAUGUUCAAUCGCCUAUUAUGGCUAUGCCGACUAGUUCUACGUCUGGGUUUGCUGGAGUGCCAACCGAAGCUGCGAAUAUGGGUUCUUCAACUUUACAACGUAAACGUAAAAAGCAGCAAGCCUCUCAUGCGGCUCAGGCUGGGACGCAACAGAUGAUGCAAACAUCUAAUUCCCAGAACCAAAAUGUUGAGAAGCAAUUCACAAGUGCACAUGCGCUUCAUAACUAUCGUCGGCAGUUGAUGGUCUUGGAGCGUGAAAAUAAGAAGGCCAUAUCGAGCAUCCCUACUGAGGGCCGUUCUGCUGGAAACACUCCAUUAGCUAACUCACAUGUAGCUGCGCACCAUUUCAGCAAUAAUAUGCUGCCACCGUCCGCUAUGAUUUCUCCACAGACUCAGGGUAGUCCUUUGUCUCUAGAGCUUGGCAAUCAGGGCGUUACCAAGGAAAGAAAAUAUUCUAGACGGAAGACAGAUCAGUCAAAGAAGUCUUUGUCCGAGCCUAACUCGCCUGCGACACCAUUAACUCCUUUCACUGGAAAUAAUCUCACCUUGUCUAGUACUCUCUCAACAGUGACUGAGGUGCCUCAUCAUGAGGCGGCUUUUUCCCCUCGUUCACUAAACGAGGAAGAGAAGAAAAGAACAUACUCAAAACCUCCUAUCUCCGCACAUUCUGCCUCCCCUAUUUCAACGGAAAGCUUAAUUGAUACUACUAGUUCCUCUGUGCGUAAGGGCUUUGUUCCCGUUACAGCGCAGACGGUAGCGGUGCCAGUGUCACUUUCGUCGACCAAAAACAGAACAGGCGGCAGGAAAACUCCAGGAUCAAGCGGUUCGUCUAACGGGAAAAAAUCAUCUGUCUCCUCUAUAUCCAUUACAAACUCUCUUAAUCCAAUGUCUGCACUUGCAGCUACAUCAAAUCUCAACACGGUUUCAACCGCCGACAGUUUGCUUGCUGGUGAUACACUGGUCGGAGAUCCAAUAGUUCCGAACGUUCUACCAAUCUCAAACUCCGGAAACGAUUUUAGUCCUGUAAACCAAACAGCUGAUAUUGACGGAUUACAGAAUGCUCCAACUCUCAGCGGCGAAGUUUCAUUCCAUUUCGACCAAGACGAUCCCGAUCUACUGUCUAAUGUUAAGAAAACAACUGAAACUGCCACAGAUUACGUUCACGACCUUUCUAACGCUAAUACUGAAUCGAACGACUCCGAAUUGCUAAAUGAAAAAGGCCAGAGUACAUUCAACUUAGAUUUCUCCGAUCCUAAUUCAACCUACAAUGACUUUAACUUUUUUCAAUUUAGUUGGCGGUAA